AUGAAGUACUCUGCCGCCAUCAUCAGCCUCGCCGCCCUCGUCCCCGUCUGCGUAAGCGCCAACCUCAUGAUCAAUACUGUAAACGAUAUCGUGGAAUGCGAACCGACCUCGUUCAGCUGGAACGGUGGAACGCCGCCUUACUUCCUCUCGUUGGUGCCCGGGACCAACACGGGUGCGGCUGCCCUGAAGAACUUCGGCCAACAGGACGGGACAAGCCACACCUGGGUUGUCGAUUUAUCUGCUGGAACGCAAUUCACGUCCGUCCUGAAGGACAACACUGGUACGACCGUAUACUCCGACGUGCAGACUGUUGAGCCAGGCACCAACAACAGCUGUGUGAGUACCUCCGUGAACGAAGGCGGCUCAAAUAGUAGCUCGGGAUCGUCGGCAAUGUCAUCCGGCGAAGCAUCUGCUAACUCGUCGACUACUUCGUCCGGUACAUCGUCGGGAAGAACUUCUACGUCAAUGACUAGCUCGUCCGCCGGAAGCAGCGCAAGCGCGAGCGUCACUCACACCGCAGGCAGUAGCUCGUCUUCGUCCUCAUCCUCGAGCAGCAGCGGCGCCGGCCAUUCGACCUCCAUUGGCUCAUUUGCUGCGGUCGUGUUGUUGGGUCUGGUGGGGGUUGCCCUCUUCUGA
This is a messenger RNA of Laetiporus sulphureus 93-53, 636 nucleotides long. RefSeq lists its product as uncharacterized. The transcript is spliced from 7 exons. Bases 1 to 636 code for a protein of 211 amino acids. The record is from RefSeq and is a predicted model, not a curated record. NCBI's taxonomy places the organism in Eukaryota, Fungi, Basidiomycota, Agaricomycetes, Polyporales, Laetiporaceae.